AAUAAAUUCAGGCAUUUAUUUUCAUAUGCGUUAAUCAUUAUGUCAAGGAGAGAAAGUUGCUUGCGACGAUGUCACCUGAUUUAGAAUGAAAGAACUUUGGUAAGGAGGAAAAAAACUCUCCCCACCCCCACAGAAGCGAAGACCGCCCACCAGAGACAGUCAACCCGAGACCCCUUAUAGAUUUAAAAAGAGAGCUGCAUUCUCAGACUGACACUUAUUCUACACUGCCACCUUAAGCAGAUUAGUUUUUUGCGCUGCCUGUGUCAAAUACGUGCUUCACUUUGCCUCUCCAUCAUGUUCAGGAUGCUGAAACAUCACCUUCACCCGGUCAUUAUUCUCUUGAUAUGGCUUUGUCACCUCAUGGAACAUCAAAAAGUUAAAGCUGGGAACUGCUGGCUGCAGCAGGGAAAGAACGGGAGAUGCCAGGUGCUCUACGUGCCCGGGAUGAGCAGGGAGGAGUGCUGUCGGAGCGGAAGACUGGGGACGUCCUGGACCGAGGAGGACGUCCCCAACAGCACGCUCUUUCGGUGGAUGAUCUUCAACGGCGGAGCCCCCAAUUGCAUACCAUGCAAAGGUGGAGAAACCUGCGACAAUGUUGAUUGUGGUCCGGGAAAAAGGUGCAAGAUGAAUAGAAGGAGCAAGCCGCGCUGCGUGUGCGCGCCAGACUGCUCCAACAUCACCUGGAAAGGACCGGUGUGUGGGUCGGAUGGAAAGACCUAUAAAGACGAGUGCGCGCUGCUCAAGUCCAAAUGUAAAGGCCACCCCGACCUCGAUGUGCAGUAUCAAGGAAAAUGCAAAAAAACGUGCCGUGACGUCUUAUGCCCCGGCAGCUCAACGUGCGUCGUGGACCAGACAAACAACGCAUAUUGCGUGACGUGUAAUCGGAUUUGCCCCGAGGUGACGUCUCCUGAGCAGUACCUGUGUGGAAACGACGGGAUCGUGUACGCCAGCGCGUGUCACCUGAGAAGGGCGACCUGUCUCCUGGGCAGAUCCAUCGGAGUGGCGUACGAGGGCAAAUGCAUCAAGGCCAAGUCCUGUGAUGACAUCCAGUGCAGCGCCGGGAAGAAAUGUCUGUGGGAUGCUCGGAUGAGCCGGGGCCGCUGUUCGCUCUGUGAAGAGAUGUGUCCAGAGAGCAGGACGGAUGAGGCCGUGUGUGCCAGUGACAACACCACAUAUCCCAGCGAAUGUGCCAUGAAGCAGGCUGCUUGUUCCAUGGGAGUGCUGCUGGAGAUCAAACACUCGGGAUCUUGCAACUCCAUUACGGAAGACCUGGAGGAGGAUGAGGAAGACGAGGACUCAGACUACAUGCCCUAUGUCCAUUUAUCGUCGAUACUGGAUGGAUAGGCCCCUGUCACUAGGGGAGCAAUGAUAGGGCAAAGAAUCAUGUCCAUACUGUACAUUAUGUGUAUGCUUAUUUAUUUUUUAAAGAAAAGGAAGUAUACAUAUAGUUCAGUCUGUUAGAUGUUUAUUUAUACUUUUUUGUUUUAUAAUUUAUACAUUUACAAUGUCAGGCUUACUAUCUACCAUGAUCUAUUGUGUUACCACUCAUUUCCCCUUUUGUUGUACCUUUUUACUUUAAUUUUUUUUAAUCAUGAAGAAAUAUAUUUGUCCAAAGAGAAACAGUGUUAUUUAUUUGUCAUGUUGCCAUUGUAAGUCCUCUACAAGCUGUAAAUUGCAUUCCCAGAGCUGUACAAAUCUGCUUGUUGCUAUCAAAUCUCUAUCACAGAUGUUUAUGUCACACAUACAUAAAUGCAUGUUUAGGCUGUGUGUUUAUUUAUUGGGAAUAUAUCGAUCAUUUUAUGUACAGAAAGUGUUUCUGGUUUGUUUACAACUCAUAUAAUAACUGACCAAAGGAUUUUCUCAAUGGUUUUUGCGCACUCUAAAAAGCGCAGCACAGUGAUGAUGGAACGAAAGAAGAAGAAGAGUUUUCUGUUUUUCUUUUUUGUUACUCUUCGUUUUCAGCCUUUAACAUAUGUUUCUGCACGGAGACGAACACUUAGAUUAUGGUCAGUAGCAUUUUAUCUCAUCAGAUGUAACAUUUGGAUGAUACUUGAUUAUUUUGGAAACAAUGUGCCAUUACCAUUUUACAUACUGUUUUCCUGCCAAUGUGCACCACAUUAGUCAUGCAAAGUUACACAAGAUAACCUUCUGCAGGACUCAACACAAUAUCGGACUUCACCACUUUGUUUUUUUAUCUCAUUUAGGAUUUAGUCAACAUACAAUUUUAUUUUCCAUCAUCACAAGAGAAAUACAACAAUCUGUUAUGAAUAUAUAGUUUUGUAUUUUUUAUGUAAAUGUCAUGUGUACAUACAAAGUUUGAUGGUAUUUGUACAGAUAUGAAGCGUGAAACAAUAAAAGUUUUCUUUUCCAUAUACA
Molecule: messenger RNA, 2376 nt
Organism: Thalassophryne amazonica
Lineage: Eukaryota; Metazoa; Chordata; Actinopteri; Batrachoidiformes; Batrachoididae
Gene: fsta
Product: follistatin a
Exons: 6
Coding region: 295-1344 (349 amino acids)
Biological process (GO): negative regulation of activin receptor signaling pathway; cell differentiation; regulation of BMP signaling pathway
Molecular function (GO): activin binding; protein binding
Source: RefSeq, a predicted model, not a curated record